AAAAACUUCGCGAACGACAACGAAUACUUACUUGUAUCGCCUGGCUCGUCUCACCGCGGAGGAAAAGGCCGCAAUCAUGCAAGACAGAGACGAGUUCAUCCGCACAUGCACCUACGAGGGCGUCGAUUGCACCAGCUAUUUCUUGCCGUACGUGAGCACGACUUACGGAACCUGCUAUUCCUUCAACCUGAUUCUGAACAACGACUCCGAUCCGCUCGCCGGAUCCAGGAAAACCGUCUUCACCGACAAACCCUAUGGGUUGGAGUUGGAGUUGUACCUGAACGCGAGCGAGUGGCCGUCGAGCGUGCUGUCGUUGGAGGGCGGCGUCCGCGUCGUCAUCCACCGACACGACAGCCUCCCUUCCCCCGAGGAGACCGGAUUCGAUGGCCUGCCACGAAUGUCGCCCUCAGACAGGUCCAAACCUAUGACUGUCGACCUAAGAUAG
Messenger RNA from Darwinula stevensoni, 445 nucleotides. Lineage: Eukaryota; Metazoa; Arthropoda; Ostracoda; Podocopida; Darwinulidae. The record is from the annotation of a GenBank genome assembly.